AACAUCAUUACAUUCAUAUUAUACACACGGUGUGUGUAAGGGGUGCUGAUAGCGCGCGUAUAUAUAUAUAUAUAUUAUUAUAUAUAUACACACCACUUCACCGGAAGCGGAUUUCAUGGUAUAACUACUACAGAUAGAAGGAUAACAUUUUAAAACAACAGAAAAAUAUUUUAAAAUAUUAAAUAACCCGAUAUCUAUCUAUAUUUAAUAGAUAGAUAUAAUUCCUAUUAAAAAAAAAAUUAAAACUAUGCUUACUUCUGGAUCGCCCUCACCUGUCCGGAUUUGUAAUGGUGUUGCUACGGGUGUGGCGGGGAAUAAUUCCCCUGCCAGACAAAUGCGCACAGGAGGAUACCAUUCUCAAUUCUGGACUGUUCACAGCCGAUCAAAUCCUCAAAACUUACGGAUAGAAAAUCCUUACCAAAAACGGCAGCAGUUCGCCAAAGAUUAUUCCAACAAUCACAUCUUGCCAUUAACGCCAGGAACGACCCAAAAAGUGUCCCAGGCUCUCUUCGCUAGUUUUAAAAGUUUUGAGAAAGAACAACAACGAUUAAAUAUUCCACGUGAUCCUGUACAGUGGAACAAAAUCAAUGUGAUGCAAUGGUUGGAAUGGGUCAGACAAGAAUAUGCUCUCAAUGGCAUUCGCACCGAUCGUUUCAACAUGACCGGUAAAGAAAUGUGUCAGCUUGGUAAAGAUGCUUUUCUGGAAAGAGCGCCCCCUUACGUGGGUGAUAUACUUUGGGAACACUUGGAAGUUAUGAAAAGGGAAGCAAGCCAGGAAAGAGCCUUUCUCUGCAAUGUGCCUCCAAACUUUAGUGAGCCUGUGUGCAUGCCAGAUAUCAGCGACAACUAUCUCCAACAGAAUAACUAUCACAGUGACCUCUCCAUGCCUCAUCAAUUACAUAUGGCUAAUAACAACAAUGGCAACGGCCAACCCUAUAUACCAGAAGGAACCUACCAGAUGUCCGAUUCUAUUCAGACAAUGGCAGAAAUGAAUGGUGAGGCUGUGAUUCCAGUGAACCAUUUGUAUGAAGAUAAUUCUGAUUACCACAACCUGGAGAACAUGCAGCAGCAACACGCCAACUUCUACGACCAUCCUGAGUUCUACCCAAUUCUUCAGGAAAACAAGUACCGACCAAUUCCAACGAAAAAUAUCUCACGAGCUCAGUAUAUCCACGAGGUAACAGGUGACAACUAUUACGACCACCAACCAUACCAGACGGUACCAAGUAUCAAGUCAGAAUGUGCCUGGUCCACUCAGGAAUACGGUCAAGACAUUAGCGCCCAAGAAAGUUGGUCAAUGAAUAAUGAGAUGCGUACUAAUCUACAUUCUGCGAGUUUCCGAAGUCUACAGACAUCUCCGAGUGAUAACACCAACACGGGUUCCGAUGGAAAACCAGUUAUCCAGGCAGCCGCUUUAGCUGGCUACUCAGGGAGUGGCCCAAUCCAGCUUUGGCAGUUCCUUCUUGAAUUGCUCACAGAUAAAUCUUGCCAGCAUUUUAUUAGUUGGACUGGUGAUGGCUGGGAAUUCAAAUUGUCUGACCCGGAUGAGGUAGCACGAAGAUGGGGUGUCCGCAAAAAUAAACCCAAAAUGAACUAUGAAAAACUUAGCCGUGGUCUGCGGUAUUAUUACGAUAAGAACAUUAUCCACAAGACGGCAGGCAAGCGCUAUGUUUACCGUUUUGUCUGUGACCUUCAAGGAUUGCUUGGUUAUUCCCCGGAGGAGCUUUUUGAAGCUUGCGAUAUCAAACCACAGAAGGACAAAGAUGACGAGUAAAAAGCAUCGGUUAGGAUUACAAAUGUUGCGAUUGUGAAGAAUUUAACAAAAAAAAAAAAUUAUAAGUAAAAAAAAAAAGAGAGAAAAGACUACAUUUUUGGAAAAUUCUUUGGAAGGAUUCUGUGAGGAAAGAAUUUUGAUUGGAAGGAUUGAUGCUCAGUUUUUUUAUUUCAUUUAAAAAAAAAAAAUUUCCUUUAUUUCUUUAAAUCUUUUGAGCAUAUGGAACAAAGAUAAAAAAUUGACCAUGUUCUGUUGGUUUACAUGAAGGCUUAAUGGAGGUUGAGGAGAAAUGCAUAUAUGCCAAAACGGUACAAUAGAAUAUGUACGUGUGUGUGUGUGUAUGUAUGUUAAGAAAUGUGUGUGUGUGUGUACUGCAGGGGUGACAUGUUAAAAAAAAAGCCAUAUCUGGUUGCUUAGAAAAAAGGUCUCAAAGAUAAGUUGGGAGUCAAUAAGAUAUCCAAUACCGAGCAUUAGCCUGACAAAAUGUGUUUUGUUAGGCUAACGUUUACGGAUUAAAUAUUACACAUACACACACAUAUAUAUAUAUACACAUGUGUGCUCUCAUUCUUCAAUCAGGUGAUUGCAAUGUCCACAAUAUAUACACACAUAUUUGCACACAUGUAUCUAUACAUAUACACACACUUAUUACAUAUUGGUAUAUUUGUGCAUUGGCAUAUAAAGCAUCUACGGUUGCUGUAGCAUGGCCUGUCCCAUUUGUUAAUCGGCCAGCUUACAGAUAUUUCCCUCCUUUUCUCAUUACUGCCAUUCUUUGAAAAAGAAGCCUUGGUUGUCACUUUGACGUAUCUUAACCAAUGCCUUUGUGCCUGAUGUCUUGUUGCCAUGGUGAUAAGGAGUCUAGAAACUAACUUAAAAAUUGCCCACAUCACUUUGUCUUUUUUUUUUCGUUUUUUUUUUUUACCCCUUCCCUCAAACUCUGAGAGUUGGUCCAAGUGAUUGGGACAAACUAAAAAUGUGCAAAAGAUUUUUUUUUUUAAAAAUGAAUUGACGAUUGGAUGGUGACAUUUUGUUGAUUUGUUUUUUUUUUAUUUUUCUAAAUUUUUGUAUUUUUUGUUUACUAAAGUUAAAAAAAAAAAUUUUUUGUAAAAAACAAAAAAGAGAGCAAUAUAAUGAAACUUGUGUGUGUAUGUUUCAUGCCCUGUGUAUGUGUGUGUGUAUAUAUGUGUAAAUAUACAUACAUCUGUAUAUGGGAACACAUUCAUGUAUACACGCACACACAUACACCUUUGUAAUUAUAUGUUUUAACGACUGGUUAUCUCUUAAACUUUAUUGGCGAUAUAAUUAGCCAGAUUGUUUAAGAUGUGUAUAUGUGUGUACUUACGUAUGUAUAUACGUACGCAUGUGUGUGUGUGUUGUGUAUGUGUGUGAGUGCAUAUGUAUCAAUUUUGGUUUAUACCUUAUGCACACCUGUACACCAUUCGUUAACUGUCUCACCUGAGAUAAAAUUAUACAUAUUGUAUAGUAGGGCAUCCCUCUCUCUCUGAACUUUUUUUAAUUAAAAUAAUUUCUAUAUUUUGUU
Messenger RNA from Octopus sinensis (East Asian common octopus), 3311 nucleotides. Its product is annotated as protein C-ets-1. Gene Ontology annotation, molecular function: DNA-binding transcription factor activity, RNA polymerase II-specific; sequence-specific DNA binding. Gene Ontology annotation, biological process: regulation of transcription by RNA polymerase II; cell differentiation. The coding region runs from base 248 to 1774 and encodes 508 amino acids. The record is from RefSeq and is a predicted model, not a curated record. The transcript has 9 exons. Gene Ontology annotation, cellular component: nucleus. NCBI's taxonomy places the organism in Eukaryota, Metazoa, Mollusca, Cephalopoda, Octopoda, Octopodidae.